Wasmannia auropunctata (little fire ant) is the source of this 2324-nucleotide messenger RNA. Its product is annotated as serine proteinase stubble. Bases 528 to 1811 code for a protein of 427 amino acids. Gene Ontology annotation, biological process: proteolysis. NCBI's taxonomy places the organism in Eukaryota, Metazoa, Arthropoda, Insecta, Hymenoptera, Formicidae. Gene Ontology annotation, molecular function: serine-type endopeptidase activity. The transcript has 9 exons. The record is from RefSeq and is a predicted model, not a curated record.
AUCGCGAGUGCGCGAGCGGGCUUUCGUGGAAUUGGAAGUUAAUCAACGACGGGCAACAUUUCGCGGUGACAUACGAAAGGAACGACUCAUCGCGACGGUAUCUCGAAUUGUGUUAUGGUGCUGAGGACUACCUCGGUCGUACGAGGCAGACGAAGAGGUCGCAAAAGAGCGGGCGGCAGGAGUAGCGUCCUGGCGGCUGGUUCCCCCUGAAGAAAUCGCUCGCAUUGCUUCGAUCGGCCGAGGAGAAAUCCGGGAAGGUCACGUCUGCUGAAUCGGGGGCGAAAAAUUGGCUCGGUGAAAAAAUUUGUUACCACAAACAACGAGAUCACCUGUAUCCUGUGAGGAAAUGGAAAACGGAACGAAGACGAUCAGCAGAUUAGCUAAUUGAAAUAAAUUCACGUGAAUGCGCGAACUUCUAAAUGGAACGCGUACCGUUUGCGGAAAUCAAUUGUCGAUAAACGGAGUCAUCUAGUAAACUCUUCAACGCUUGAUCUUUGAGCGACAAUUUCUAAUCGUUCGGUAAAACGAUGGGUGCACCGCGUCAUUGGCUUCUCGCUGCGGUCGUCCUGAGUCUCUCCUCAAGCCUGACGGCGAGCGGGGUGUCGCCGUUCACGAGCUCCGAUUCCUCGGCUGUCGAUGUGCGAAGGUACGAGGCCAAUCGCACCGGGGUGGUGGCGAUCCGUCGGCGAAGAUACGUGCGAUUUCCGACGGGGUCCGCCGCUUAUCUCCUCGAGGGCGGUCCGACGCCACACGGCAGGAAUCUUGGGUCGCAUCCGCCCGCGCGUUUCGUUUCGCAGGCCCAAUUCCCGGGCUCGUGGAGGCAGCACAAGUCCCUCUGGAGGAGCCCCGCAAUCGCCGAUUACAACAGGCCGGUGAUGUCCCAUCGGACGCCACGACUGAUAUUUCGCGACAACGACUUCCUGCCGCCGGUCGGAGGCGGUGCGGCCUCUUUUUUCCAGCAGUCCAACCAGCUGCCAGAUUUCGAAGACGACAUCAGAGACCUCCGGAAGCAGACGCCGGAUGAUUAUCCCAGAUUGGAAACAGGUUGCGGCGUACCGGUCGUCUCGAAACAAAUCGCGCAGAGGAGGAUCGUCGGUGGCGACGACGCCGGUUUUGGGAGUUUCCCGUGGCAGGCGUACAUACGGAUCGGUUCCAGCAGAUGCGGUGGCACUUUGGUCAACCGAUUUCACGUCGUCACCGCUGGGCAUUGCGUCGCCAAAGCGUCGGCGCGACAAGUCCAGGUCACUCUCGGCGAUUACGUGGUGAAUUCCGCGACCGAGUCUCUGCCAGCUUAUACUUUUGGGGUUCGAGAGAUCAGGGUGCAUCCCUACUUUAAAUUCACGCCGCAGGCGGACAGAUUCGACGUGGCUGUGCUUCGAUUGGAUCGACCGGUACAUUAUAUGCCCCAUAUAGCGCCUAUAUGCUUACCGGAGAAAAACGAAGAUUUCCUGGGGCAAUACGGCUGGGCUGCGGGAUGGGGUGCCUUGCAAGCAGGUUCUAGAUUACGGCCCAAGACGCUGCAAGCUGUAGACGUGCCCGUGAUCGAUAAUCGCCUCUGCGAGCGGUGGCAUCGGUCCAACGGCAUCAACGUCGUCAUUUAUGAUGAGAUGAUGUGCGCCGGUUACCGCGGCGGCGGUAAGGAUUCAUGUCAGGGUGACAGCGGAGGUCCGUUGAUGCUGGAGAAAACUGGCCGAUGGUACCUCAUCGGCAUCGUAUCCGCAGGUUACUCCUGCGCGCAGCCAGGCCAACCGGGGAUCUAUCAUCGCGUGGCCAAGACCGUCGAUUGGAUUACGUACGUCAUAAACUCGUAGCGCGUCCUCGAUCGCGGGGGAAUUACACUCAGGAAGGUCCUGGAUCUUGGACUUCGCACGACACAAAAGUUCGGGCAUCCUUCGUGUCGGCGAAUGAUAUUUGAAAUCUAGAUCACCGUCUGAGAAAUCAACGUGACACGAGAACGUUUAACGAGAGGAUCAAUUUAAACUGAUUUGCAGAGAAUGAACUAUCAUGCCUAACGAAAUUAAAGCCAUUUUUACUUUACAGGAGUGUAAAAGUAAUUUAGGAUGAGAUCCAUAUACGCGUCGCAGACGUGUUGUUGUUGUAAUGAGCGAUUUCGCGUUUUUCGUCAAUAUGUUGUUUCAAAAGCGAGUAAAAGCUCGACGUUUUCCUGUUAAGUGUAAUACUGGUGUUAUGUAAGUAUCUCUAUUGACACAAGCGGGUGGCGCAAGUGUGUUGUAAUUAUAACGAUGUGAAUGCAUUGUAAAUUAAGCGUGUAUGAUAUGCGUAUGAAUUUGCGCUUAAUAAAUACUUUGUUUUUGAUUUUAUUA